AUGGCGAAAGGCGAAGUGGUUCAGGCCGACAAGAGCGUGUUCGGCAUGCCGGGCUUCGUGGUCGACUUCUUGAUGGGUGGUGUCUCCGCUGCCGUCUCGAAGACCGCCGCUGCUCCCAUCGAGCGUGUCAAGCUUCUCAUCCAAAACCAGGAUGAGAUGCUCAAGACCGGUCGUCUCGACCGCAAGUACAACGGUAUCGUCGAGUGCUUUCGGCGGACGUCCCAGCAAGAGGGUGUUCUCUCCCUCUGGCGUGGUAACACUGCCAACGUCAUCCGUUACUUUCCUACCCAGGCCCUGAACUUCGCCUUCCGCGACACCUAUAAGUCGAUGUUCGCCUUCAAGAAGGAGCGCGAUGGCUAUGCCAAGUGGAUGAUGGGCAACUUGGCCUCCGGUGGUGCUGCCGGUGCCACCUCGCUCCUCUUCGUCUACUCGCUCGACUAUGCCCGUACUCGUCUCGCCAACGACGCGAAGAACGCCAAGAAGGGUGGUGACCGCCAGUUCAACGGUCUCGUCGAUGUCUACAAGAAGACCCUCGCCUCCGACGGUAUUGCCGGUCUCUACCGUGGUUUCAUGCCAUCCGUCCUUGGUAUCGUCGUCUAUCGUGGUCUGUACUUCGGUAUGUACGACUCGAUUAAGCCUGUCGUCCUCGUCGGUCCUCUUGAGGGUAACUUCCUGGCCUCCUUCUUGCUCGGUUGGACCGUCACCACCGGUGCUGGUAUCGCUUCCUACCCGCUUGACACCAUCCGUCGUCGCAUGAUGAUGACUUCCGGUGAGGCCGUCAAGUACAAGUCUUCCAUGGAUGCUGCCCGCCAGAUCAUCGCCGCCGAGGGUGUCCGGUCUCUCUUCAAGGGUGCUGGUGCCAACAUCCUCCGUGGUGUUGCCGGUGCCGGUGUGCUCUCCAUCUACGACCAGGUUCAGCUCAUCCUCUUCGGCAAGAAGUUCAAGGGUGGAUCUGGUUAA
Molecule: messenger RNA, 960 nt
Organism: Trematosphaeria pertusa
Lineage: Eukaryota; Fungi; Ascomycota; Dothideomycetes; Pleosporales; Trematosphaeriaceae
Product: mitochondrial carrier
Exons: 6
Coding region: 1-960 (319 amino acids)
Biological process (GO): mitochondrial ATP transmembrane transport; mitochondrial ADP transmembrane transport
Cellular component (GO): mitochondrial inner membrane
Molecular function (GO): ATP:ADP antiporter activity
Source: RefSeq, a predicted model, not a curated record